AUGACCUCCGCGGCCGCAUCCGCGUCGCUCCUGGGCCUCACGCGCUUCCCCGCGCCCCGCCCCUCGGCUCGCAGCGGCGUCGCCGUCCCCGCGGUGCACAGGCGUCGGUUCACCGCCGCCGUCGUCCCCCCGCGCGCGGUCGCCGCCGACGCCGACGUCGAGACCGCCAACCUCCUCCCCGACGCGCUCCAGUGGCCCGCGCGCGACCAGACCUGCGGCACGCUGCGCGAGCAGGACGAGGGCAGGACCGUGACCCUGUGCGGAUGGGUGGACAAGCAGAGGGACAUGGGCGGCAUCGUCUUCGCCGACGUCAGGGAUCACACCGGGUUCGUGCAGGUUGUCUCCGACGCGGACACCCCGAAGGAAGCCACCGACGCCCUAGCCGCGAUGCGAGCCGAGUGGGUCGUGUGCGUCACCGGUCGCGUCAAGAAGAGGACCGCGCCGAACGAUAAGGUCCCGACCGGCGCGGUGGAGGUGGCCGCGGACAAGGUCACGGUGCUGAACACGGUGGCCAAGUCGCUCCCGUUUUCAAUCAGCGGCGCCCCCGAGGGUGACGACGACGAGCUGCGCGAGGAGGUUCGACUCAAGAACCGCGUCUUGGACCUUCGCAGACCGCAGAUGGUCCGCAACCUGCGCCUCAGGGCCAAGACCGUCCGCGCGCUUCGUAAGGUGCUGGAGGAUACGCACGAUUUCCUGGAGGUUGAGACGCCGAUCCUGACGAGGUCUACCCCCGAGGGAGCUCGCGAUUACCUCGUCCCUUCGAGGCUCCAGCCCGGCGCGUGCUUCGCGCUGCCUCAAUCGCCGCAGCUGUUCAAGCAGAUGCUCAUGGUGGCGGGUGCGGAUAGGUACUAUCAGGUGGCGAGGUGCUUCAGGGACGAGGACCUGAGGGCCGAUCGCCAGCCCGAGUUUACCCAGCUCGACAUCGAGAUGUCGUUCACCGACAUGGACGGAAUUUUGAACCUCGGCGAGGAUCUCAUGUGCGCCGCGUUCAAGGAGGGCGCCGACGUGGAUCUCCCCAGGCCGUUCAGGCGGAUGACCUACGCGGAAGCCAUGAGCAAGUACGGCAGCGACAAGCCGGACGUGCGGUACGGCCUGGAGAUGGCUGAGCUCGCGGACGUCGUCGCGGGUACCGAGUUUAAACUCUUCGCCGGCGCCGUCGAGGCGGGCGGCGUCGUCAAGGCCAUCGCGGUUCCGCAGGGGUCGAGGAUAAGCAACAGCAGGCUGAAGCCCAAGGGCGACGUCUUCAACGAGGCGAUCGCGGGCGGCGCGGGCGGGCUCGCGUUCGCGCGCGUCGGCGAGGACGGCGUCACGCUCGAGGGCGGCAAGGCGCUCUGCGAGGGUCUCCAGCCCGUGGCGGAGAAGCUCAUCGCUCGGUGCGGCGCGGGCGCCGGCGACUUGCUCCUCUUCGGCGCGGGCGACGAGGGCACCGUGAACAAGGCGAUGGAUCGGGUGCGUCAGUUUGUCGCCAAGACCCUGGACAUGGUCCCCGAGGGCCAGCACGCGGUUCUGUGGAUCACCGAUUUCCCCAUGUUUGAGUGGAACGAGGACGAGAACAGGCUCGAGGCGCUGCACCACCCGUUCACCGCGCCCAACCAGGAGGACGUGGCGAACGGCGGGGACAUCAAGCAGGCCAGGGCCAUCGCCUACGACCUCGUAUACAACGGCGUGGAGGUUGGCGGCGGAUCGCUCCGCAUCUACCGAAGGGACGUGCAGGAGAAGGUGUUUGACGCCAUCGGGCUGGGGAAGGAGGAGGCUGAGGAGAAGUUCGGAUACCUGAUGGAGGCGUUUCAGUUCGGCGCGCCGCCGCACGGUGGCAUGGCGUUCGGACUCGACAGGCUGGUGAUGAUGCUCGCGGGGGCCAAGUCGAUCAGGGACGUCAUCGCGUUUCCGAAGACGGCCACCGCGCAAUGCCUGCUCACCGCCGCGCCGGGCGACGUGUCCGACUCGCAGAUGGCCGAGCUGCACAUCGCCAAAGCCAAAAGGGAGAGCGAGCAGCAAUAG
Micromonas commoda is the source of this 2001-nucleotide messenger RNA. RefSeq lists its product with no specific name. The transcript has a single exon. Gene Ontology annotation, cellular component: cytoplasm. NCBI's taxonomy places the organism in Eukaryota, Viridiplantae, Chlorophyta, Mamiellophyceae, Mamiellales, Mamiellaceae. Gene Ontology annotation, biological process: aspartyl-tRNA aminoacylation. Bases 1 to 2001 code for a protein of 666 amino acids. The record is from RefSeq and is a predicted model, not a curated record. Gene Ontology annotation, molecular function: nucleic acid binding; ATP binding; aspartate-tRNA ligase activity.